Messenger RNA from Uncinocarpus reesii 1704, 366 nucleotides. RefSeq lists its product as uncharacterized. Gene Ontology annotation, molecular function: damaged DNA binding; single-stranded DNA binding. Gene Ontology annotation, cellular component: DNA replication factor A complex; site of double-strand break; nucleus. The record is from RefSeq and is a predicted model, not a curated record. The transcript is spliced from 3 exons. Bases 1 to 366 code for a protein of 121 amino acids. Gene Ontology annotation, biological process: DNA replication; nucleotide-excision repair; base-excision repair. Lineage: Eukaryota; Fungi; Ascomycota; Eurotiomycetes; Onygenales; Onygenaceae.
AUGGCUCUCACAACCCCCCGCAUCCUCCCCGGACAUCUCCAUGCCUUUCUACCCUCCCCAACCAACCGCACGCCGAAUGCCGUCCGAAUCUUUGGUGUCGUGGCAAAGCUUCACGGCGAGACUGCGACACUAUCCUGUCCUAAUCACGGCGAGGUCACGCUGGUUCUAAGCAGGGAUUCGCAUCUCCAGGUCGGAAAAAUGUUUGAUGUUGUUGGGAAGGUGGUGGAAAUCGAGGGGGGUGCUGGAAUACGGGUUUUGGGAGCUGUUGAUUGUGGGAAUCCGAAUGAGUGUGAUUAUAAAAUAUACGAACACGUUGUCGAGAUGACGCAUCGGUUUAAGGAUGUAUUUUAUACCGCAAGUUCAUGA